GUCAAUGUACGGAGUGUCUUGUAUCCGUCUGUACCGUGUCUAGUAUCCGUGGCGUUCAUGAACAAGUCAGUGUUACAGGCUCUGCCACAGUUGUUGUGGCUUGUUGAUUAUUUGGUUGUUACCUGGUACAGCACUUCAAGGCAAAGUGACAUCCCUACAGUGGGUGAAGGAUGGCAUCAAAAUUACCAGUUGUGUCUGGAAUAUAUAAUUAUGCACGGCUAGCAACAAACACAACCAAUUAUGCCAAGCGUAUGAACCGCCUCAGCAAUCACAUCUUUGGGGAGGUCGUUCGACCGACUGCUGCUCCGUCAAUGCGUGUGGUAAAAAUGUUCAGUGAGAAACCACUAGACCUACGGCCUGAGAUUACAGACUACUACCCUCGUCAUAAUGAAACUUAUAUUUUAAUGAAAAAUCUCAGAAAGUAUGGAUUGUAUCGAGAUGAACACCAAGAUUUUAAGGAAGAAAUGAAAAGAUUAAAAAUUCUGCGUGGAAAAGGAAAACCAAAGAAGGGAGAGGGUAAAAGAGCUAAAAAGUAAAGUUACUGUUUGUAUAAUUAUAUAAAAACCAUGAAUGUAUUUUGUAAACUGACUUGUAAAUAAAACUUAACAGUUAA
Messenger RNA from Procambarus clarkii (red swamp crayfish), 613 nucleotides. It is a transcript of the gene mRpS33, whose product is annotated as mitochondrial ribosomal protein S33. The record is from RefSeq and is a predicted model, not a curated record. NCBI's taxonomy places the organism in Eukaryota, Metazoa, Arthropoda, Malacostraca, Decapoda, Cambaridae. Gene Ontology annotation, cellular component: mitochondrion.